Heterobilharzia americana is the source of this 2295-nucleotide messenger RNA. The record is from the annotation of a GenBank genome assembly. Lineage: Eukaryota; Metazoa; Platyhelminthes; Trematoda; Strigeidida; Schistosomatidae.
GGUGUGCGAAGUCCCGCGUUAACUGAAGUCUGGAACCUUUGCGGCCAUGAGUUCUUUUUCUAGUGAGAGAAGUCUUGACGAUCAUAGUUCUGCAAGACGUCGCUCCCCUGUCGACAGGAGAUCAAGGAGCCGUUCUCCCCGACGCUCCAGGGUGAAAUCGAGGCGUAUAAUAAUUGCGAACAUCCCAUACGAUCUAAAUUGGCAAAAGCUAAAAGAAUUAUUCCGGGAACAAAUGGGGUUCACUGGUUUUUUGCAGUUGUUUAAAAAGAAUGGCAAGCCUAAUGGAAUGGGGUAGGUUGAUUUACGGUUGUGCUCAUUUUCUUUAUCAUGAAAGUCUGAUGGAGUUUAAGACGAUUGAGGGGGCAGAAAAAGCCAUCGAAACUAUGCAUCGAUUUGAAGUUGGUGACAGGAAGUUGGUUGUUCGAGAAGAGACAGCUCGUGAUGCUGCUCGUAUAGCAUCAAUGGAGGUUGAUGGAGCGCUACCAAAUGAUCCCGCAAACUCUGUUGAAUGUGGUAAUGUAGCUGGAGUGGGACCCGUUUUCACACCCCAUAUGUUAAGUCAGAUGGGUAUUGAGGGGCCAAUUACUGACUCGGUAUAUGUUAGUAACCUGGAUUACAGUGUAACCUGGCAAAAACUCAAAGAUGUUUUCAAACAAGCUGGAAAGGUUGUUAGCUGUGUCAUAAAAACAGAUUCGGAAGGGAACUCUCGUGGUAUCGGCAUAUUAAAGUUUUCACAUCCUUAUGAAGCGGUUCAGGCCGUUAGCAUGUUUAACAAUCAGAUAUUAAAAGAUAGACCAAUGCGUGUAAAAAUAGAUCGUCAGGGUACUCCUGCUUCGUCGGGUGUACUUUAUCCGCCUUCACAAAGAACUGGUUCAUCUGGAAUCUUGGGUUCCACUACAUCAGUGGUUCCUUCUGGUUCUGUCCCAGCUGAACAACAGUCCUCAAAUGUUAUUGCUGCUCUGUUGACUCUGCUUGGUCUGAAGGCUAAUGCUGAUUCAAGUUCUCAGGGGGGAAUAUUGGAAAUUCUUCGCACUUUGUCUUCAAAUGCAAAUCUUUCUGGGUGUUCGACCGCCUUAGCACCUACUGGAUCAUCCAACAGUCCUCUGAAUCUUGCUGGUCACUCACUGUCAAUGUCAAAUGCUUCACAAGGAAUGAAUCGACUUUCCUCAAAUCAGCUUUCGGAAGAUGGGUUGCAACAACUGAUCUCAGCAGCUACUGCAGGUGGGAUGUCUCAGUCACAAAUAGCCAACGUAUUGUCAACCCUUGGUCUGUCUCAGAAUUCUAAUUUGGAUCAGUCUGGUCAGUUUAAUGGUUCGAGUAUGAUUGGUCGACAUGUUGGUGGUGGUGGUGAUCGAGGCCUUGAUAGAUCACAUUUUGACAAUGGUUAUAUUGGUCGUUCAAAGCAUGAAGCUUCAGGCAACUACCAUAUAGAUUCUCGGACUAAUAAACAAGACUUCUAUAAUGGUGGUUCUGUAAUGAAAUGUGAUCCUUCAGAUAUUCUUAUUCGCGGAGGUUACUCCAGGUCUAGUCGUGGAUAUGAUGAGGAUAGUUUACAAUACGAUAAUAAUCGACGGCAAAUGACACAGAAGUUGGUUGUAAAAAAUCUUCCAUUCUCCUUUACUAAUCAUGAUGUGAAAAGAAUAUUCAGAGAGGUUGGAGAUAUGAGUUAUUGUAAUCUGGUAACUGAUUCUGAUGGUCAUUCACAAGGUAUCGCGUUUAUCACCUACACAAAUCCUGAGUGCAUUCGUCGAGCUAUAGAUCUUUUAAACGGUAAAAUGUUUGAUGGGCGACGUAUUCGAUUGCACGCUGAAUAACAUCCAAUUGAAUCAAAUUGUAUGGAGUUCAUCGUCUACAUGCAUAUUGUAACAGCUUUUAUUGUAAUAUGAAACUUUUAUUGUCAUCAUUUGCAGGCACAUAAAUGCACAAAAAAGUUAUCAUAAUAUCAGUGACAUUGUUAAACGUCAGCUGAAGUUUUGUACGUACUUUGAUAUAUUCACCCAAACACACACACGCGCACAAAUGUGUACACGUAUUGUUUCAUUAGUGUCCCCUUCACUUAGUGACUUCAUUUUGCUCGCGCGCGCACACACACACACACACACAUUCACAUACCUACGUAGUAUAAGUGUUUACCAUGUUUCCGUUAUCCAACUUAUUUUAGUUUGGUGUGUUUAUAAUCAUUUGUCAGUUUAUGUAAACGUUUCGCUUUUUAUUGGAUUGAAGUAUUUGUUCCAAGUAAUGCAAUGUUAAUUUUCUUAAUAACAAUGAUGAUAAUAGCAGUUGAUUGAUUUUAUC